Miscanthus lutarioriparius is the source of this 624-nucleotide messenger RNA. Lineage: Eukaryota; Viridiplantae; Streptophyta; Magnoliopsida; Poales; Poaceae. The record is from the annotation of a GenBank genome assembly.
AUGCGUUACGUUGUUGGUGCCCCUGGGGCCGGCCGUGUCGCUCUGUUCCUCGGCUCUGCUCCGCCAGCCGCCGUCGCUGUUGCGCCGCUACGCGCACACCGCCUCUCACAUGGGUGCCGUGACGGCGUCGGCCUCUCUCGCUGCUCUGGUGGCGCUGCAUUGGUACAGGGUCGAGGCCGCUGCCUUUCGCACACGCGUCUGUCCCCGCUUGGGGAAAUCCCUUGCCUGGAGGACAUGCUUGGGAUUGAGCCGCUGGAAAUACACUUCCCCUUUAAACUUGACCCGCAGAUAUCAAACUCAAUUGAGCUGACCAACGAUACGGAUGAUUACAUUGCCUUCAUGACAAAGGCAAGGUCACGCCGCUUCCGCAUAGAGCCAGACAAGGGCAUUGUCCCACCAGGAUCCAAGUGUAGUGUCACCGUAACAACGCAAGCACAGGUCAAUACACUGCCAAAUAAUCACCACAAGGAGGAGAUCACCAUGCUAAGCACCAGAGUAGAUGGAGGUCUUGCUGCUAUGGAUAUAACUGGAGACGUGUUCAUUGAGAAGGAGGGUACUGUGGUUGAUGAGGUGAAUGUGAUGGUUGUUUUUGACAAACCACCACCGGCUGAUGAGGAAUCCUGA